Molecule: messenger RNA, 1653 nt
Organism: Mycosarcoma maydis (corn smut)
Lineage: Eukaryota; Fungi; Basidiomycota; Ustilaginomycetes; Ustilaginales
Product: putative aldehyde dehydrogenase family 7 member A1
Exons: 1
Coding region: 1-1653 (550 amino acids)
Molecular function (GO): aldehyde dehydrogenase (NAD+) activity
Source: RefSeq, a predicted model, not a curated record
AUGCCUGAACCCGUCUGCACGCCUGCGGCACACGCUGCUACCACUCGCACAGCCAAGAGCGUCUCGGAGCCUACCACGGUGGCGUCGGUGUUUGCCUCGCUCGGACUGCCCGCACCGGGCUCCAAGAUUCCAGGCGUCUUUGAUGGAUGCAGCUGGCAACACGGUGCUUGCGCCUCAUCCGCGUUGACGUCGGUGAACCCUGCUACGGGCGAGACACUUGGCACGGUUAGCUGUGCGACUGCGGCGCAAGUGAGCUCGGUGAUCGCUGCGGCGCAAGCUGCGCAGCGCAUGUUUGCUACUGUGCCGGCAGCAACGCGUGGUGGAGUAAUGAAGGACAUCUGUGCGGCGUACAUGGAGCACAAGCACGCAUUGGGCGCGCUCAUCUCUUAUGAGAUGGGUAAAGUGCUCUCGGAGGGCAGAGGCGAGGUUCAGGAAGUGAUUGAUGUAGCCGAUAUGGCGGUAGGACUUUCGCGAAGCAUCGCAGGCUCGGUUCUGCCCUCGGAACGACCGGGACAUGUGAUCUACGAGAUUGCGAAUCCGCUCGGACUGGUCGGCGUGAUCACGGCAUUCAACUUUCCGGUUGCGGUGCACGGCUGGAACUUCUGCCUUUCGUUUAUCUGCGGUAAUGCGACCAUCUGGAAACCAUCGCCAACCACACCACUCACGGCGAUCGCAACGACGAAACUGUUGAUCAAGGUGCUGGAAAAGCACCAGCUUCCAACCGCGCUGGCUGCACUGGUUUGCGGAGACGUCGAGACCGGCCAGACACUGACGCGUGACGCCCGGAUUCAGCUCACCUCGUUUACAGGAUCUGAACACAUUGGCAAGCUCGUGGCACAGGACGUGGCGGGACGUCUCGGCAAGAUCCUGUUGGAAUUGGGCGGCAACAAUGCGGCGAUCGUCUUGGACGAUGCGGAUCUCGACCUGGCAGUUCCCGCGGUGGCUUUUGCUGCGGUAGGAACCGCGGGUCAGAGAUGCACUACAACACGACGCUUGCUCUUGCAGCGACGAGUCGCGCAGACGUUUUUGGAUCGAUUGGUCAAGUUUUACGCUUCGUUGCAAGAAAAACAUUUGAUCGGAGAUCCGACCGAUCCCAACAUUCUGUGUGGGCCAUUGCAUUCCAGGGGUGCCGUGGAAAAGUACUGGAAGACGCUCGACACGAUCCGUUCGACUGGAGGCAAGAUCCUGUUUGGUCCCGAAUCUAGCUCGAAUCCUGGUCUGGACAAACACCUGGUCCAGGGCAAGGGAAACUAUGUUCUGCCGGCGAUUGCCAUGCCCGCUUCGUGCACCGACCAGGUGUUUCAGGAAGAAGUGUUUGCUCCGAUCCUCAACGUAGCUCUGUUUGACACGCUCGACGAGGCAAUCGCACUCAACAACGGCGUUCGUCAAGGUCUCUCGAGCAGCCUGUUUACCACGAAACUCACCAACAUUGGCGACUGGCAGGGCGCGCUCGGCAGCGAUUGCGGCAUUGUCAAUGUCAACGUCAGCACAAGUGGCGCAGAGGUCGGCGCCGCUUUUGGAGGCAACAAGGCAACAGGUUGGGGCAGAGAGUGCGGCGGCGAUGCGUGGAAACAGUACUGCAGGUGGGCCACCAGCACCGUCAACUACAGUAGCAAAGUCGCCCUUGCGCAGGGUGUCGUGUUUGACGCUUGA